AUGGACCCUUCUUCCAGCACCAGCACCACUACAAGCACGAGCGCGAAUACAGGCGCAGGGACAGACAAACUCCUCGUUGAACAACACGUCGCGUAUAUCCAGAAACUCGGCGAGAACAAAGACGACCUCACAUACCACCUCACCGCGCACCUCCGCCUCAACGCCGUCUACUGGGGCUUCACGGCCCUCUCGAUCCUCGGCCGCCCCGACGCGCUCGACCGCGAGGAGAUGAUUGGGUUUGUGAUGAAUUGUUGGGAUGAGGAGGCUGGCGCAUUCGGCGCCCACCCAGGCCACGACGCGCACCUCCUAUCCACACUCAGCGCGAUUCAGAUUUUGGUGAUGCAGGAUGCGAUGGAGAGGGUUGAUGUAGAGCGGGUUGUUAAUUUCAUACUCUCCCUACAACACCCAUCCGGCACAUUCACAGGCGACCGAUUUGGCGAGCAGGACACGCGGUUUUUGUAUUGUGCGGUUAAUGCGUUGUCGCUGCUUGGGAGGCUUGAUGCGUUGGAUGAGGGUGUGCUUGGCGAGGGUGUGUUGGGUGAGGAGGGUGUGGUGGAUGAGGAGGGUGUGGUGGAUGGAGAGGAAGAGGAAAAGGGGAAGGGCAGGGGGGAGGGGAGGGAAAAGGGGAGAGAGAAGGGCAAGGGCAAGGAGAAGGUAGUGGAGUAUUUGCAAAGGUGUAGGAAUUAUGAUGGUGGGUUUGGAAGGAAAGUUGGUGCGGAGAGUCAUUCGGCGCAAGUAUUCGUAUGCGUAGCGGCCCUCGCGAUCCUCGACAGACUUGACGUAGUAGACGUUGACACGCUCGCGUUUUGGUUGGCGGAGAGGCAGCUUCCUAAUGGGGGGUUGAAUGGGAGGCCUGAGAAGUUGGAGGAUGUAUGCUACAGCUUCUGGGUCCUCUCCGCGCUCUCGAUCCUUAACAAGCUUUCGUGGAUCGAUGAGGACAAGUUGACGGGGUUUAUUUUGUCUGCGCAGAACGCAGAAAGCGGCGGAAUCGCGGAUAGGCCAGGGGAUAUGGUCGAUGUGUUUCAUACCCAUUUCGGGAUUGCUGGUCUAUCGAUAUUGGGAUACCCGGGCCUUGUGGACCUCGACCCUGUGUAUUGUAUGCCUGCGCAUGUUAUUGAGCGGCGUGGGUUGAGGAAGGGGUGGAAGGCGCUUGAGAGGCGGGUUGGUUGA
Messenger RNA from Psilocybe cubensis, 1170 nucleotides. RefSeq lists its product as uncharacterized. Gene Ontology annotation, molecular function: Rab geranylgeranyltransferase activity. NCBI's taxonomy places the organism in Eukaryota, Fungi, Basidiomycota, Agaricomycetes, Agaricales, Agrocybaceae. The transcript has 8 exons. Gene Ontology annotation, biological process: protein geranylgeranylation. The record is from RefSeq and is a predicted model, not a curated record. The coding region runs from base 1 to 1170 and encodes 389 amino acids. Gene Ontology annotation, cellular component: Rab-protein geranylgeranyltransferase complex.